Messenger RNA from Closterium sp. Yama58-4, 657 nucleotides. NCBI's taxonomy places the organism in Eukaryota, Viridiplantae, Streptophyta, Zygnematophyceae, Desmidiales, Closteriaceae. The record is from the annotation of a GenBank genome assembly.
AUGGCUCUGAACUGCACCAAACCCUCCUCCAUCUCUCGUUUUACUGUAGCCGCUUCCUCGUUCCCUCCAUCCCACAUCACGCACAAAACCCUAGGAGCUGUUCGCUCCAUCACCUCAAUACGGCGGGACCUAGAGGAUUACCGCUACGAUCCUUCUGACAGGCUUGAAUCGUCUGGCAGAUUUGAGUUGACAUCGCCGCAGCUAGAUUCUCCAGACGAACAUGGAAUUGCUGCGUACGAUUCAUUUGAGUGUUCCGGCGGGGCAUCCGAGAAGCUGCUUCCGCCUCUACAGGGAUCGCAUGAGGCUGUUCUGCCCGACCGUGUACCACAAAUGAUGGUCGACAUUCAGGACUUUUGUUGGGUUAACGAGGAUUACUGUGUUAGAGUAUACGUUCCUUUCCCAGGAGUCCACGCCCUUCCCCCUUCGUACAUAACGUCUUCAUUCACUAAGAGCUCCUUCUUCUUGUUGAUAAGGGGCCUUCCCGAUGGUGUAUGCUACCGACUUGCACUAGACAGUCUUUACGGGGAGAUUGAUCCGAACCUCUGUUGUCACAAUGUGCACAAGGAUAAGCUUGAGAUUACUUUAUCAAAAGUCACAUCAGGCCCCUCCGAUGGACCUGAUACUGACAUCUUCACAUGGUUUAGCCUUAGAUUAUAA